Nannospalax galili (Upper Galilee mountains blind mole rat) is the source of this 7868-nucleotide messenger RNA. RefSeq names its product ATP binding cassette subfamily A member 12 (gene Abca12). Gene Ontology annotation, molecular function: ATP hydrolysis activity; ATP binding; lipid carrier activity. The transcript is spliced from 53 exons. Gene Ontology annotation, biological process: lipid transport; transmembrane transport. The coding region runs from base 1 to 7791 and encodes 2596 amino acids. Gene Ontology annotation, cellular component: membrane; intracellular membrane-bounded organelle. The record is from RefSeq and is a predicted model, not a curated record. NCBI's taxonomy places the organism in Eukaryota, Metazoa, Chordata, Mammalia, Rodentia, Spalacidae.
AUGGCUUCCCAGUUUCAUCAGCUUCGGAUCCUGGUAUGGAAAAAUUGGCUAGGUGUCAAAAGGCAGCCGCUUUGGACACUUGUCCUAAUUUUAUGGCCAGUCAUUAUUUUCAUAAUUUUGGCUAUUACUCGGACCAAAUUUCCUCCAACAGCAAAACCAACAUGCUACCUCGCACCACGAAACCUUCCAAGUGCUGGAUUCUUCCCAUUUUUACAAACCCUCCUCUGUGACACAGACUCUAAAUGCAAAGACACACCCUAUGGGCCACGAGAUCUUCUUCGAAGGAAGGGGAUUAAUGAAACACUAUUUAAAGACAGUGAAAUUCUGAAAAAGUCAUCCAACCUGAAGAGGGACAGCAAUUUAUCACUCCAGAGCACCCAAGUUCCAGAAAAAAGUCACACAUCACUGGCUAAAGUAUCUCCCAUUCCAAGUUCUAAUCUGGAAAACAUGGACACUGAAACUUUCAAUGGCAGUGAAGUGCUCACACACAUCCUUGGUUUGGAAAAGCUGUUAAAGCAAAAUUCAACUCCAGAAGACAUAAGGAAAGAACUUUGUGAGAACUACCCAGGAGACACUGCUGAGGAUAUCUUCUCUUGGAUCACACUAGGGAAAAAUGUCUUCAACAGAUUUUGCUUUUCCAACAUGACCCUUUUAGAGUCUUCUCUCCAGGAACUAAAAGACCUGGUCUCUCAGAUGUCCAGUGACCCCAACAACCAGAAGAUAGUCUUUCAGGAGCUGGUCAAAGUGCUAUCCUUCUUCUCACAAGUACAGGAGGAAAAGACAGUGUGGCAGCUUCUCUCCAGUUUCCCAGAUGUGUUUCAGAAUGAUACCUCACUGAGCAAUCUAUUUGAUGUUCUUCGAAAAGCAAACAGGGUGCUGCUGGUAGUACAGAAGGUUCAGCCACGUGUUCAAGCUAACGAAGGAUUCAAUACCCUCCAGAAGUCUGUUAAACACCUGCUUAACACUCUGGAUUCCCCAGCUCAAGGUGAUAAUACAACACACCUAUGGAGUGUGAGUGACCAACAGACACUGUCCCCAAGCAGUCUGGCUGCACAGCUUCUGAUCCUGGAGAACUUUGAAGAUGCCAUCUUAAACAUAUCAUCAAAUAGUCCUUAUUUCCCUUACUUGGCAUGUGUAAGAAAUAUGACAGAUGAUUUGGCCAGGGGAUCACAAGAAAAUCUAAGGCUUCUGCAGUCCACAAUUCGCUUUAGAAAAUCUUUUCUUCAAAAUGGCACCUAUGAAGAACACUUCCCUCCAUUUCCUGAAGUCCUGAAAUCCAAACUGUCUCAACUUCGAAAUGUGACAGAACUUCUCUGCGAACCAGAAACCUUCAGUUCCAUAGAGAAAUCCUGUCCACUCGCCAACAUGAGCUUCUGGAAGCUGUGUGAGGACCACACUUUUCAUGUACAACUCCUUGAGGCAGUAGAGCUGGGCACCGACAUUGCCACCGACGUACUGUACCAUGACAAUAUCAUAUCUGAAAAGCUGAGGGAUUUGCUCACGGGGGAUCCCAGAAAAAUUAGUUUAAAUAUGGACUGGCUCCUGGAACAGGCACUGCAAAUGAAUUACUUGAACAAUAUCACACAGUUAAUGACGACCAUAGACGCCUUGCUGCUUGUCAAUACCAGCGCAGUCUCUUCUGAGCAGCCAGGUCAACUAAUAGAAAUGUUCAGAAAUGUUGAAGAGCUGAAAGAAGAACUGAGGAGAACAACAGGGCUGUCCAGCGCUACUGUGGACAAGUUGCUAGCUCUCCCCAUCCCAGACAACAGAGCUGAGAUAAUUUCUCGUGUGUUCUGGUUGCAUUCUUGUGAUGCCAAUGUCACCAACCCCAAACUGGAAGAUGCCAUGAAGGAAUUCUGCAGACUGCCUCUCCCAGAGAGAUCCCACCAGUCCUACCUCAUUGGACUCACUCUUCUGCAUUACUUGGACAUUUACAAUUUCACAUACAAGGUGUUUUUCCCUAGGAAAGAUCAAAAGCCAGUCGAAAAGAUGAUAGAACUCUUCGUAAGGCUGAAAGAGAUUCUCAAUCAGUUGGCUUCCGGCACACAUCCACUGCUAGAUAAAAUCAGAUCCCUGAAACAAAUGCACCUGCCCAGAAGUGUUCCAUUAACACAGGCAAUGUACAGCAGCACCCGGAUAAACUCACCAGCAGGAUCGUUCAGUACCAUCUCUCAAGCACUGUGCUCCCAAGGAAUAACCACUGAGUACUUAACUUCCAUGCUGCCUGCAUCUCAGAAGCCAAAAGGCAACCACACCAAGGAUUUUUUAACUUAUAAAUUAACUAAAGAGCAAGUUGCUGCAAAAUAUGGGAUUCCCUUAAAUGCCACACCAUUUUGCUUCUCCCUUUAUAAAGACAUCAUUAACAUGCCUGCUGGACCUGUGAUUUGGGCUUUCUUGAAACCAAUGUUGUUGGGAAAGAUUUUAUAUGCACCGUAUAACCCAGUUACAAAGGCCAUUAUGGAAAAGUCCAAUGUAACUCUGAGGCAGCUGGCAGAAUUAAGAGAAAAAUCUCAAGAGUGGAUGGAUAAGUCACCAAUCUUCAUGAAUUCCUUCCACCUGCUAAACCAGACGAUUCCAAUGCUCCAGAAUACUCUAAGGAACCCUUUUGUGCAAGUUUUUGUAAAGUUCUCCGUGGGACUGGAUGCUGUUGAACUUCUGAAGCAGAUAGACGACCUUGACAGUCUCAGGGUUAAGCUAGAGAACAACAUCGACAUUAUUGAUCAGCUUAACACACUGUCUUCCCUGACAGUAAACAUUUCCUCCUGUGUAUUAUAUGACCGUAUUCAGGCAUCAAAAACCAUAGAGGAGAUGGAGACCGAGGCUCAAAAGCUCUACAAAAGCAACGAACUCUUUGGAAGCGUUAUCUUUAAGCUUUCAUCUAACAGAAGCUCACACAGACGCUACAACUCUGAAAACAUCUCUCUUCCUCCUGUCAUAAAAUACACCAUCCGCAUGAGUCUGAAGACAGCACAGACCACAAGAAGCAUAAGAACCAAGAUCUGGGCCCCAGGGCCGCACAAUUCUCCAUCCCACAACCAGAUCUAUGGUCGAGCUUUCAUUUAUUUACAGGAUAGUAUUGAGAGAGCAAUCGUUGAAUUGCAAACAGGAAGGAACUCACAGGAAAUCGCAGUUCAGGUUCAAGCAGUUCCUUAUCCCUGCUUCAUGAAAGACAACUUCCUCACCAGUGUCUCUUACUCCCUUCCGAUUGUGCUCAUGGUGGCUUGGAUUGUAUUUAUAGCAGCUUUCGUAAAAAAGCUUGUUUAUGAGAAGGACCUCCGGCUCCAUGAGUACAUGAAGAUGAUGGGCGUGAACUCGUGCAGCCAUUUUUUUGCCUGGCUUAUAGAGAGUGUUGGGUUUUUGCUGGUGACCAUCAUGAUCCUCAUCAUUAUCCUCAAGUUUGGCAAUAUUCUUCCUAAGACCAAUGGGUUCAUUUUGUUCCUAUACUUUUCGGACUACAGUUUCUCAGUGAUUGCCAUGAGCUACCUGAUCAGCGUCUUCUUCAACAACACCAACAUUGCAGCUCUGAUUGGAAGCCUCAUCUAUGUCAUUGCAUUUUUCCCAUUUAUUGUUCUGGUUACUGUGGAGGAUGAGUUGAGUUAUGUUAUAAAAGUAUUCAUGAGCCUGCUGUCCCCAACAGCAUUCAGCUACGCAAGCCAGUACAUUGCCCGGUAUGAAGAACAAGGUGUUGGUCUUCAGUGGGAAAAUAUGUACAAAUCCCCUGUUCAGGAUGAUACCACCUCAUUUGGCUGGCUGUGCUGUCUAAUUCUAGCAGAUUCUUUCAUAUAUUUCUUUAUUGCUUGGUACGUCAGGAAUGUCUUCCCAGGGACAUAUGGCAUGGCAGCUCCAUGGUAUUUUCCAAUCCUUCCUUCCUAUUGGAAGGAACGAUUUGGAUGCAUGGAGGUGAAGCAUGAGAAAAGCAACGGCCUCAUGUUCACCAAUAUCAUGAUGCAGAACACCAACCCAUCUGCCAGUAGGACGAGUCCUGAGUGUCUGUUUCCCUCCAACAUUGAACCUGAACCCAAAGAUCUCCAGGUUGGAGUUGCCCUUCAUGGGGUCACAAAGAUCUAUGGCUCCAAAGUCGCUGUUAAUAACCUCAACCUGAACUUUUACGAAGGACAUAUUACAUCACUUCUAGGGCCAAAUGGAGCUGGCAAAACAACAACCAUCUCCAUGCUGACUGGGCUGUUUGGUGCCUCAGCAGGUACCAUUUUUGUGUAUGGAAAAGAUAUUAAAACAGACCUGAACACAGUUCGGAAGAACAUGGGAGUCUGCAUGCAGCAUGAUGUCUUAUUCAGUUACCUCACCACAAAGGAGCAUCUUCUCUUAUACGGCUCCAUCAAAGUUCCUCACUGGACCAAAAAGCAGCUCCAUGAAGAGGUGAAAAGGACUUUAAAAGAUACUGGACUGUAUAGCCAUCGUCAUAAGAGAGUUGGAACAUUGUCAGGAGGAAUGAAGAGGAAAUUGUCUAUAUCCAUAGCUCUCAUUGGUGGAUCAAGGGUAGUAAUUUUGGAUGAACCAUCCACUGGAGUUGACCCAUGUUCUCGUCGAAGUAUAUGGGAUGUUAUAUCCAAAAACAAAACAGCCAGAACAAUCAUUUUGUCAACACACCACUUGGAUGAGGCUGAAGUGCUGAGUGACCGCAUUGCCUUCCUGGAGCAAGGUGGGCUCCGGUGCUGUGGAUCCCCGUUUUACCUCAAGGAAGCCUUUGGGGAUGGGUACCACCUCACACUCACCAAGAAGAAGAGUCCAAAUCUAGAUUCAAAUGCAAUAUGUGACACGAUGGCUGUGACAUCCAUGAUCCAGUCACACCUCCCCGAAGCCUACCUCAAGGAGGAUAUUGGGGGAGAGCUUGUGUAUGUGCUCCCUCCAUUCAGCACUAAAGUAUCAGGAGCCUACCUGUCACUCCUGAGAGCACUGGACAAGGACAUGGGUCAACUCAACAUUGGCUGCUAUGGCAUUUCAGACACUACUGUUGAAGAGGUCUUUUUGAACUUGACAAAGGAAUCACAAAAAAGUGGUAAUAUGAGUCUUGAGCACUUAACACAGAGGAAAGUUGGGAAUUCCACUAUCAAUGGCACCUCGACUCCUGACGAUUUAUCUGUGAGCAGCAGCAACUUUACAGACAGAGAUGACAAGGUCCUGACAAGAAGCGAGAAGCUGGAUGGCUUUGGACUAUUACUGAAGAAGAUAAUGGCUAUUCUCAUCAAGAGGUUCCACCACACCCGCAGGAACUGGAAAGGUCUCAUUGCUCAGGUCAUCCUCCCCAUUGUCUUCGUGACCACUGCCAUGGGCCUUGGCACACUGAGAGAUUCUAGCAACAGUUAUCCUGAGAUCCAGAUCUCUCCAUCCAUUUAUGGGACCUCUGAACAGACAGCCUUCUAUGCGAAUUUUGAUCCAAGCACAAACAGGCUGGUCUCGGCACUAUGGAACUUCCCUGGCAUUGACAACAUGUGUCUGAACACUAGUGAUUCGCAAUGUUUAAGACAAGAUGAACUGGGAAAAUGGAACACCAGUGGAGAACCUACCAGCAAUUUUGAUGUUUGCUCCUGCUCAAAUAACAUCCAGGACUGUCAUAACAUUAACUAUUCUCCGCCUCAUAGAAGAACUUAUUCUUCCCAAGUUAUUUAUAACCUCACUGGGACCCACAUGGAAAAUUAUCUUAUAUCAACUGCAAAUCAUUUUGUGCAAAAAAGAUACGGAGGUUGGAGUUUUGGACUGAAUUUGACUAAUGACCUUCGUUUUGAUAUAACAGCAGUUCCUGUCAAUAGAACUCUUGCUAAGGUGUGGUAUGAUCCAGAAGGCUAUCACUCCCUUCCAGCUUACCUCAACAGCUUCAACAACUUCCUCUUGCGAGUUAACAUGUCAGAAUACGAUGCUGCCCGACACGGGAUCAUCAUGUAUAGCCAUCCUUAUCCCGGCGUGCAAGACCAAGAACAAGCCACAAUCAGCAGUUUAAUCGAUAUUUUAGUGGCGCUGUCCAUCCUGAUGGGCUACUCUGUCACCACUGCCAGCUUUGUGACCUAUGUUGUCAGGGAACAUCAGACCAAAGCCAAGCAGUUACAGCACAUUUCUGGCAUCGGUGUGACAUGCUACUGGGUGACAAAUUUCAUUUAUGACAUGGUCUUCUACUUGGUCCCUGUAGCAUUCUCAAUUGGUGUCAUUGCGAUUUUCAAACUACCUGCCUUUUACAGUGAAAGCAAUCUAGGCGCUGUAUCUCUCCUGCUUUUGCUGUUUGGCUAUGCAACAUUUUCUUGGAUGUACUUGCUGGCUGGUCUCUUCCAUGAGACAGGAAUGGCUUUUAUCACAUACGUCUGUGUCAACCUGUUUUUUGGCAUCAAUUCCAUUGUCUCUCUGUCGGUGGUAUACUUUCUUUCCAAGGAAAAGCCUAAUGAUCCGACUUUAGAGCUUAUUUCUGAAACCCUCAAACGAAUUUUCCUGAUAUUUCCUCAAUUCUGUUUUGGCUACGGUUUGAUUGAACUCUCCCAGCAACAGGCAGUCCUGGAUUUCCUAAAAGCAUAUGGUGUGGAGUAUCCAAGUGAAACCUUUGAAAUGAACAAGUUAGGUGCAAUGUUUGUGGCUCUGGUUUCUCAGGGCACCAUGUUUUUCUUAUUGAGACUCUUAAUCAACGAGUGGCUGAUCAAGAAGUUCAGACUCUUCUUCAGAAAAUGUAUGUCUUCACCUGUAAUGGAGACAGCAGAUGAAGAUGAAGAUGUGCGGGCUGAGAGAUUACGAGUUGAGAGUGGUGCAGCCGAGUUUGACCUGGUCCAACUCCAUCAUCUCACGAAGACCUACCAACUCAUCCACAAAAAGAUCAUCGCUGUCAACAACAUCAGCCUUGGGAUACCUGCUGGAGAGUGCUUUGGACUUCUUGGUGUGAAUGGAGCAGGAAAAACCACUAUCUUCAAGAUGCUGACUGGAGACAUCAUUCCAUCCAGUGGGAACAUUCUGAUCAGAAAUAAGAGCGGAUUCCUAGGUCAUGUUGAUUCUCACAGCUCAUUGGUUGGCUACUGCCCUCAGGAAGAUGCCUUAGAUGACCUGGUAACCGUGGAAGAACAUUUGUAUUUCUAUGCCAGAGUACAUGGGAUUCCAGAGAAAGAUAUCAAAGAGACUGUUCAUAAACUCCUAAGGAGACUUCACUUGAUGCCCUACAAGGACAGAGCUACCUCUCUGUGCAGUUACGGCACAAAAAGAAAGCUGUCCACUGCACUGGCCUUGAUAGGGAAGCCAUCCAUCCUCCUACUGGAUGAGCCGAGCUCUGGGAUGGAUCCUAAGUCAAAACGGCACCUCUGGAGGAUCAUUUCAGAAGAGGUACAGAACAAGUGCUCUGUCAUCCUCACCUCGCACAGCAUGGAAGAAUGUGAAGCCCUCUGUACCAGGCUGGCCAUUAUGGUGAAUGGAAGGUUCCAGUGCAUUGGAUCUUUGCAACACAUAAAAAGCAGGUUUGGACGUGGAUUUACUGUCAAGGUUCACUUGAAGAAUAACAAAGUGAGCAUGGAGACCCUCACAAGGUUUAUGCAGCUGCACUUUCCAAAAACAUACUUAAAAGAUCAGCACCUUAGCAUGCUAGAGUAUCACGUGCCUGUCACAGCAGGAGGAGUAGCAAACAUUUUUGACCUGCUGGAAACCAAUAAGACUGCUUUAAAUAUCACAAACUUCCUUGUGAGCCAGACCACUCUGGAAGAGGUUUUCAUCAACUUUGCCAAAGACCAAAAGUCUUAUGAAAAUGUUGACACCAGUAGUCAAGCCUCCACCCUAAGUAUAGACUCACAGGAUGACCAGAUAGAGUCUUAGUACCUACAGCAGAUUCAGUUUCAGCAAAUAACCAAUGGAUGCAUUUUGAAGAAGAUACCACUUACUCAACGUGUCUU